GUGCUGGACUACUUCCACAGCCGCAGCAACGUCCAGUACCUCUUUAGGGAGCAGUCGGUGGAAGGGGCCGUCGAGAGAGUGGACUCAUCGGGGACGUUCGUCCAGCUGCGCCUUAACCUUGUACAGACAGCAUGCAGGAAGCAAACACAGAGGAGACAGAACUGCAGGAUCAUGGAGAACAGGAGAAAGCCAGCCUGCUUGGCCUGCUACAAGUUUGACAACAGCGAUGUCCCCAAGGUGCUGGACAAGUACUACAACUGUGGCCCCAGCCACCACUUGUCCGUGAAGGAGAUCAGACAACGUGACGAGGCUGAGUGCAGGGCUGUGGAGGAGGCCGGCAAGGCGAGUGAUGCCCUCUAUCUGCCUGGCAUGUUCGCUUUCUCCAAGGGGCUGCCAGCCUAGGUGCCCACGCGCAUCCAGCAGCCACCACAUCCCCAGCCCAGGAGGAGGAUGCUGACACGGGGCCCCCCAGCCCCCAGCUUGCCGCCCCUCAGCGCUGUGCAGUGAAGGGAAGGUCGUCCGCAGUGCCCCCCAGCUCCUGACAGUGUCUGCAUGCACCAUUAAACCCCAGCUCUGCCUCUG
Messenger RNA from Meleagris gallopavo (turkey), 582 nucleotides. RefSeq names its product retinoic acid receptor responder 2 (gene RARRES2). Gene Ontology annotation, biological process: inflammatory response; positive regulation of chemotaxis; innate immune response. The record is from RefSeq and is a predicted model, not a curated record. Gene Ontology annotation, cellular component: extracellular matrix. Lineage: Eukaryota; Metazoa; Chordata; Aves; Galliformes; Phasianidae. Gene Ontology annotation, molecular function: signaling receptor binding.